This is a messenger RNA of Pestalotiopsis fici W106-1, 1953 nucleotides long. RefSeq lists its product as uncharacterized. Lineage: Eukaryota; Fungi; Ascomycota; Sordariomycetes; Amphisphaeriales; Sporocadaceae. The transcript has 3 exons. The record is from RefSeq and is a predicted model, not a curated record. The coding region runs from base 1 to 1953 and encodes 650 amino acids.
AUGCCGACUAACAAGAAUCCGUGGGCUCCUACGUCGUAUAAGCCAUUGCGACGAGCAUCGGACAGCACAUUGAGACGAGAAUCAGACAGCACAUUGAUUGAGGAGAUCGACGAAUUCACAGAAUAUCUAGCCAAACCCCUGUCCCCUACCCCUGCCCCAUCCAAGGGAAUCCAUUGGCGAGCUCCCACACUGAUGGUAGUAUGCUUUCUAUCCGGCACAAGUUUUGCUCUUAUUCACCACUUCUACUACUCCUAUCUGACAGGACAGCAAGUCCCGCCACCAAACAUACAGGAGUGGCCAAUCAGAUUGGGUAGCGGAUUGGCGUUCUUGACCAAGAGCACUUUCACCGCAGCAGUCGGGACUGCGUACACCCAACAUAUUUAUACAGUCUUUAGAAAACGAUCUCUGAGUGUUCGAGGUAUAGAUUCAGCCUUUGCCGCCGCUAACAGUAUCAUCAAACUGGUGAGCUGGGAGCUGUUUAGCAAAGUCAAGGCAGGAUUCUUGCUUGGGCUUAUUGCAUGGUCAAUUCCUCUGGCCAUGACCAUUCCCCCGGCCACGCUUUCGGUUGUUCCCAAAAGCGAAACUCGUCUUUAUGACAUUAACGCACCAACCCUGAAUCUCUCUGGAUACCAUUUGGCCGCGACAUCCUUGGAUCCCAACAAGAAUGGCGAGGUCUCACCAGCCACUCAACGGCUGUUCACCGCAACUUAUUCAGGUGCUGCGGUGCUCUCAAUGCCGGCUCUUGUCAACAGCACCCCCAAUGCAGCCUACAACUCAAAGUUUCUGGGGCCUCUUAUCACUUGCGGGAGUCUGAACAGCAGUGAGUCUGGCAUCAUGGGAAAAAUUGUUCACCAUACAUCCAAUUGGUAUCAGUCACUGAUAAAUUCAUCCAACGCCGGUAACGUCAAAUAUCUUCUCUUCAGACCCCACGAACAUUUCAUGGACGGUGCUGGAAAUCCCAAUGAGACGUUUGACUAUGGCACUUUUAUCAGUGGCAUUGUAAGCACCACGCCCAGUGAAGCCAGUGACGCGGCAGGACCUCAAGUCGACAGAUUCUGGGUCUACUCUGACCAUGGGAGUUGGGCAUGCCGCACUUGGAAUGCCACAUUCCGCGGUACAUUUACAACCCACAUGCAAAAACAAGAGAUCACAGUCCACAAAUCCAACACGACCUUGGCACCGCUGGGAGAUUACAGCCAGAACUGGUCUGAUUCUCACUCAAGAACCGCCUACGAGAUGAUUAUCCACCUGAUCUUUAGUCUCCUGGAAGGCGCCAUUGUCCACGAUCUUCGACCCGACCCUAACCCCAAAGUCAAUGCAGUUCCCACUGUCUUCAAAACGGAUAUUUUAAAGACGGGCAUGAUUGGUGCUUUGAAUUUGACCACGCCGCAGGUCACGGGGACGUUAAAGAUGGGAAGACAAGCUCCGGGCAAACCCAUCGUAACUGAGGAGGACCAAGCUCUUUCUCAGGGAAUGAGCCUAGGCGACUUGAUUGAGCAAUUGUCAAGGAACAUCACCUUGAGCUUCUUUAGUGACAAACAAUUCUGGUCCUUGGAAGGCCAGGGAUACAACACGACUGUCAUCGCUCCCUUUAGGCACAACGUGUAUUGGUACAACCCGAGAAAUCUACUCAUCGCCUAUGGCUUCGCCUUUGGCUUCACCCUGUUUAGCGUAGCCAUUGGUGCUCGCGCAUUCUUUAUCAAUGGUGUUAGUCACAGCACCAAUUUCUCGGCUGUGCUGCAGAACACGAGGAACCCAACGCUCGACGAGCUCGCUCGUGGGAACGGCAUGGGAUGUAAGCCACUGGACAAGACGUUGAAAACGACAAAGUUGCGCUUUGGGAUCCUUGCGACGUCGAUGGAACGGGGCAAGAUGGGUGUUGAUGGCCCUGUGCAAAUAGGAUUCGGUAAGCCGGAUGAGAUCAUCCCUCUGGACAGGAAGAAACGCAGAUAG